UUCACCAGGCUUGUCCAGCUGUUCCCAGCCCAGUCGCCGGCCAGAACCUCAUCUUUGACCAGCAUGUCUGUCCGAUAUAGCUCCCAGACCUUCAGCUCCCGCUCUGCAGCCUUCCCUCGAAAGGGGGCCCAGGUGCGGCUGAGCUCAGUGUCCUCCAGGGGCAGCUCGGCCAGCCAGAUGGGGGGCUUCGGUGGUAGCAGCCUCUACGGCUUGGGUUCUGGGAGGCCCCGAGUGUCUGUGGGAUUGCAUUCUGCCUAUGGAGGGGCCUCAGGGGGAGGCUUUGGAGCCAGAGGGGCUGGCAUCCAUGAGGUGACCAUCAACCAGAACCUGCUGGCCCCACUCCAUGUGGAGAUCGACCCCCAGAUCCAGCAGGUGCGCAAGGAGGAACGGGAGCAGAUCAAGACCCUCAACAACAAGUUUGCCUCCUUCAUUGACAAGGUGCGCUUCUUGGAGCAGCAGAACAAGAUGCUAGAGACCAAGUGGAACCUCCUCCAAGAUAAGAAAUCAUGCAAAGGCAGUUGCCUUCCAUCCAUCUUUGAAGCCCAGAUUGCCGACCUGAGGCGGCAGCUGGAUGGACUGCAGGGAGACCGGGGCCGCCUGGAGGGGGAGCUGAAGAACAUGCAGGAUAUGGUGGAAGACUUUAAGAACAAGUAUGAAGAUGAAAUCAACAAGCGCACAGCUGCUGAGAAUGAAUUCGUGGUGUUGAAGAAGGAUGUAGACGCUGCCUAUAUGAACAAGGUAGAGCUUGAGGCCAAGGUGUACAGCCUGACUGAUGAGAUCAACUUCCUGAAAAUGCUUUAUGAAGUGGAGCUGAAUGAGCUGCAGACACAGAUCUCAGACGUUUCCGUGGUCCUCUCCAUGGACAAUCGUCGUAACCUGGACCUGGACAGCAUCAUUGCUGAGGUCAAAGCUCAGUAUGAGGACAUUGCUAAGCACAGCCGGGCUGAAGCUGAAUCCUGGUACCAGAUUAAGUUUGAGAACCUCCAGGCCCAGGCUGGGAAACAUGGCGAAGACCUUCGAAGCGCCCGGAAUGAGAUCUCUGAGAUGAAUAGGGCUAUCCAGCGGCUGCAGGCUGAGAUCGAGAAUGUCAAGAACCAGCGUGCAAAACUGGAGGCCUCCAUGGCAGAGGCUGAAGAACGUGGAGAGCUAGCUCUCAAGGAUGCCCGGGCCAAGCAGGAGGAAAUGGAGGCUGCCCUGCAAAGAAGCAAGCAGGAAAUGGCCCGCCAGCUGCGUGAGUACCAGGAGCUGCUCAGUGUCAAGCUGGCCCUGGACAUCGAGAUUGCCACCUAUAGAAAGCUUCUGGAGGGCGAGGAGGGCAGGUUGGCUGGAGAUGGAGUUGGAUCUGUCAAUAUCUCUGUGGUGAAUUCAGUCGGAGGAAGCUUAGGCAGCGGGUUGAGCAUCGGUGGAACGAUGGGAACCAAUGCCCUUGGUUUCUCCAGUGGAGGUGGAUCUGGGUCCAUGAAGAGUUAUUCUAUCAAGACCACAUCUUCCAACCGGAGGAGCAUGUGGAACUGAGCUUAGGAGCCAUUGAGGCUUGAGCAAGGAGUAAUGGCAAGAAAGAAGAGAGAGAUACUCCCCUUUGAUCUGCCUCCUCUCUCUGGAGCUACAGUGAGGAAAGAGAUAUGGAGAAGCUGGAUCUGUAGAUGGUUUUUUUUACCUUUGCUCCAUUCCCACCCUCCCACCCCAUUUCCC
Messenger RNA from Dromiciops gliroides (monito del monte), 1692 nucleotides. It is a transcript of the gene KRT7, whose product is annotated as keratin 7. Bases 64 to 1515 code for a protein of 483 amino acids. The record is from RefSeq and is a predicted model, not a curated record. Gene Ontology annotation, molecular function: structural constituent of skin epidermis. Gene Ontology annotation, cellular component: keratin filament. NCBI's taxonomy places the organism in Eukaryota, Metazoa, Chordata, Mammalia, Microbiotheria, Microbiotheriidae. The transcript has 9 exons. Gene Ontology annotation, biological process: keratinization; intermediate filament organization.